CGCCGCUUUGCGACUGUCGCAAACAGGGAGGAAACGCCGUGCAAUGGUUGUUAUGGAAAUGAUGUAAUUGAAGCUCGUGACUGUGGCCUGUGGUGAAUCGGAAGCCUGACAGCAGCGAUUGGAGGGUGAUAGUAGUGCAGGGAAAAGCCUGGAAUAAAUCAGGAUAUUCUGUAGGAGGGGGAUGCCGAGUACAGCCAUGAAGAAAAAGGUGCUAUUGAUGGGAAAGAGUGGGUCUGGUAAGACUAGCAUGAGAUCUAUUAUCUUUGCAAACUACAUAGCCAGGGACACACGACGUCUUGCAGCUACAAUUGAUGUGGAACAUUCACAUGUCCGAUUCCUGGGAAACCUCGUCCUGAAUCUAUGGGACUGUGGUGGUCAGGACACCUUCAUGGAAAACUACUUUACUAGUCAACGAGACAACAUAUUCCGCAAUGUGGAAGUUCUUAUUUAUGUUUUUGAUGUGGAAAGUCGUGAAUUAGAGAAAGAUAUGCACUACUACCAGUCAUGCCUGGAGGCAAUCCUUCAAAACUCUCCCGAUGCCAAAAUCUUCUGCCUUGUCCACAAGAUGGAUCUUGUGCAGGAAGAUCAGCGAGACUUGAUUUUCAAGGAACGUGAAGAUGACUUGAGGCGUUUGUCCCGUCCUCUAGAAUGCACCUGCUUUCGAACCUCUAUCUGGGAUGAGACCUUGUAUAAAGCUUGGUCAAGCAUUGUGUACCAGCUGAUCCCUAAUGUACAACAACUGGAAACCAACCUGAGGAAUUUUGCUCAGAUUAUUGAAGCAGAUGAGGUGCUACUAUUUGAAAGGGCCACAUUCCUAGUGAUCUCUCACUAUCAGUGCAAAGAACAGAGAGAUGUGCACAGAUUUGAAAAGAUUAGCAAUAUUAUUAAGCAAUUUAAGCUAAGCUGCAGUAAAUUGGCUGCCUCUUUCCAAAGUAUGGAAGUUAGGAACUCCAAUUUUGCAGCAUUCAUUGAUGUCUUCACAUCCAACACAUAUGUGAUGGUAAUCAUGUCCGAUCCUUCGAUACCUUCAGCAGCUACACUCAUCAAUAUUCGUAAUGCCAGAAAACAUUUUGAGAAGCUGGAGAGAGUAGAUGGUCCUAAACAUAGUCUUUUGGUGCGCUGAAGAUUAUAGACUGGGUAUCAGAUGGAUGUAUGACAGAUUGAUAUUUCUUGAUAUAAUUCUUUAUAUCGUGUCUGUUUUUUGAGUAAUUGCUGCAGUUGUCACAUUUUUUUGUGACCUUGAGCAUUUUGUCAAAUAUUUGUGUCAUCUCCUGAAAGCAGCAGUAUCUCUUCAUUCCGGACUCUGCUGUAAAACUCUUAGAACAAGAGAUUUUACCACUUUCCAGUAGAAGCCCCAUUUUUAUGGUAAUCCAUGCAGGAGCUGGAACCUUUUGUAGAGAAGCAUCUGUGGGAGCCUCUAAUAACAAGGCUUUUGACUUUGCAUUCUGCACGUAAAUAUACUGUCUUACUUUUUUUGACCUGACAAUCUAACUUUGUGUUCAACUGCAAAUAAAAGUGCAGUAUGAUCAGUUGUAUCUGUUUAAAAACAACCUGCCCAAGUGGAAUGGAUAUCUGUACUUAUCAAGGAGCUAUGGAGAUAAACACUUCCUGCAAUAUUUAUCCAACGUUCAUGCUGGAAUGAAUAGCAUGGCUACUACCACCACAUCCCACCCCAAAAAUAUGUUCAAUGAUACAUUGUAUGCAAUUUACCAUUUUCUGCUUUUUAUUUUAAAUCUUCCAAAGUAAUGAUGCUUUAUUGAAAGAAGUUGAAUAAUCAAUGGUCCAUUACCACACCUAGAUCAUUCAGCAUUCUCCUGUUCCCCUCCAUUCCCAUGCAUGAACUUGUCUUUGCUGAGUUGCGAUGAACUAGCAGCAUUUCACCUCUUUUGUUUUCUCCCCUCCUUAACUCUCCAAAAUGGGAGAAGCUGUGACAAGUUUUCCUAAGCUACUUCAGUACAAUUCUUAGCAUUUAAUUGGCUAAACGUGAAGAAGUGGAUUAUCUGCUUAUUUCCUGUUAAAAUAGUGCAAAUAAUUUAAUAUCUGAUUUGGUGUUGAAUCAUUUUGAACUUUAGGAUUACACUGUAAUACUUAUUUUUAUUCUUUGUAAAACUGCACUUCUUAGCUGAUGAGAAGGUUGUGUGCAUUACAUUGCAACUGAUUUGGUAUUUCUGCUGACCUGUGUUUUAAAUCCAAGCAUCAACAAACUUUUAAACCAUGUGAUACGGUUGUUUUGUUUGCGAGUCUCACAGGAUUGGUUCUCUGUUCCUCCAGCUGCACUUGGUGAAUUGUGUCUGUUGUGGCCCUAUUGAAUUUUCUGUUGUCCACUCCAUAUAACUUGAAGAAAAAAGUGACCUGAAUAAAAUAAAAAAGAAAACUUUAAUCUCUGCAGUCA
This is a messenger RNA of Rhincodon typus (whale shark), 2392 nucleotides long. RefSeq names its product Ras-related GTP binding A (gene rraga). The transcript is spliced from 9 exons. The coding region runs from base 182 to 1123 and encodes 313 amino acids. Lineage: Eukaryota; Metazoa; Chordata; Chondrichthyes; Orectolobiformes; Rhincodontidae. Gene Ontology annotation, molecular function: GTPase activity; GTP binding. Gene Ontology annotation, biological process: cellular response to starvation; positive regulation of TOR signaling; regulation of autophagy. The record is from RefSeq and is a predicted model, not a curated record. Gene Ontology annotation, cellular component: Gtr1-Gtr2 GTPase complex; lysosome; nucleus.